AUGUCCAAUACCGCCGCCAUAGCCGCCGCUGCCGUGACACAAAACCAGCACAGCAUGAACGUCUCCGGGCUGUCGCAGAACAACAACUCCGUGGUCGGCUUGCACUACAAAAUCGGCAAGAAAAUCGGCGAGGGCUCCUUCGGCGUGCUCUUCGAGGGCAGCAACAUCAUCAACGGCGUCGCCGUGGCCAUCAAGUUCGAGCCCAGGAAAACCGAGGCGCCUCAGUUGCGCGACGAGUACCGCACCUAUAAGCAUUUGCAAGGCUGCGACGGAAUCCCCAACGCCUACUACUUCGGGCAGGAGGGCUUGCACUCCAUCUUGGUCAUCGACUUGUUGGGCCCGUCCUUGGAGGACUUGUUCGACUGGUGCGGCCGCCGCUUCUCCGUGAAAACCGUGGUGCAGAUUGCCGUGCAGAUGUUGAAUUUGAUCGAGGAGGUGCACCGCCACGACUUGAUCUACCGGGACAUCAAGCCCGACAACUUCCUCAUUGGCCGCCAAGGCUUCCCCACGGAAAACAAGGUGCACUUGAUUGACUUUGGCAUGGCCAAGCAGUACCGCGACCCGCGCACGAAGCAGCACAUUCCGUACCGAGAAAAGAAGUCCUUGAGCGGCACUGCACGGUACAUGUCCAUCAACACGCACUUGGGCCGCGAGCAGCUGCGCAGAGACGACUUGGAGGCCUUGGGCCACGUGUUCUUCUACUUCUUGCGUGGGCAGUUGCCCUGGCAGGGCUUGAAGGCGCCCACCAACAAGCAGAAGUACGAAAAAAUUGGCGACAAGAAGCGCACCACUGCCGCCACGCUUUUGUGCGAGGGCUUCCCGAAGCAGUUUGCGGAGUACUUGGACUCUGUGAGAUCCUUGCCGUUCGAGGCCGAGCCCGCGUACGAGGAGUACCGCAUGUUGUUGUUGUCGGCCUUGGACGACUUGGGCCUCAGCUGCGACGGCGACUUCGACUGGAUGCAUCUCAACGGCGGCAAGGGCUGGGACUCGUCCAUCAACAAGAAACCAAACUUGCAUGGCUACGGGCAUCCCAACCCGCCCAACGAGAGGGAGAGGCGCCACCGCGAGCUGCGGAGAAACAGGCCCCACCAGUCGACACAGGGCGGCAACGUCAUUGCCAGCUCUGCGGGCAACAACAACUUGAACAGUAAUAUCAACCAGUCCACGCAGCAGCAGCAGCAGUUGUCCGCGGCGCAGUCGCACCAGCAAAAGUUGCAGCAUUUGAUCAACAGACCCUUGCCCCCCAUCAAGCAGGAGCUCCAGCCGCACUCGCGCUUGAGCUCGCAGGGCAACAACGACAUGGCGGGCAGCCAGGCCGUGAUGCGAAACGCGCAGCCGAACUACGUGAACACCCAGAGGGCCGACCAGUACGAGCAGCAGCAGGUGGUCCAGGAAGAAAAGAAGGGCUUCUGGUCCAAGCUCUGCUGCCAGUGA
This is a messenger RNA of Metschnikowia bicuspidata var. bicuspidata NRRL YB-4993, 1434 nucleotides long. It is a transcript of the gene YCK2, whose product is annotated as serine/threonine protein kinase. Gene Ontology annotation, cellular component: nucleus; cytoplasm. Gene Ontology annotation, biological process: signal transduction; endocytosis; peptidyl-serine phosphorylation. The transcript has a single exon. Lineage: Eukaryota; Fungi; Ascomycota; Pichiomycetes; Serinales; Metschnikowiaceae. The record is from RefSeq and is a predicted model, not a curated record. Gene Ontology annotation, molecular function: ATP binding; protein serine/threonine kinase activity. The coding region runs from base 1 to 1434 and encodes 477 amino acids.